Molecule: messenger RNA, 4737 nt
Organism: Rotaria sp. Silwood1
Lineage: Eukaryota; Metazoa; Rotifera; Eurotatoria; Philodinida; Philodinidae
Source: the annotation of a GenBank genome assembly
AUGGUUAUCCUUGCUGCAACACAAACAAAAAAAGCUUCAUCAAGGCAAUCAUCCACCAGUGAUGAUUCCGAUGAUGAUAUACCUGUGAAGAAAGGAGUUUCGACUCAAAUUCAAAAGAAGGCAGCAAUACCUCCACCAAAGGCAUUGUUAUCAAAUGGAAAUAAUAAAAAGAAAGAUUCAUCAGAUUCAAGUGAUGAUGAUGAUAAGAAAAAACCAUCGGUAAAUUCAAAAACCACACAACCAGUUAAAACUGAUCUGAAACGUAAAGCAGCUUCAUCAACUAGUUCCAGUUCAGAUUCCGAUGAUGCUGCACCACCAGUAAAUAAAAAACAAACACCAGCUACGUCUAUUAAAACUAAUGAUGCUUCCGUCGUCAAGAAAACUACUCUACCACCAUCAACAAAUCUUUCAAAUAACAAGAAAAAGGACUCUUCAUCAGAUUCUGAUUCGUCGGAUGAUGAUGGUCAACCAACAAAUAAGAGACCAGUUUCAUCAAAUGUAACACAAAAAGCUGCUAUUCCACCACCAGCUAGUCUUUCCAGUCAUAAGAAAAAGGAUUCUUCAUCAGAUUCUGAUUCAUCUGAUGGUGAUACACAAAAGAAAAAUGUACCAGUUAAAGCACCAACAACUGCUAAACCAGCACAACAACCAGCUAAAAAGGCUGCUUCAUCAGAUAGCAGUGAUUCAGACGAUGAUGAUAAACCAGCUGCUAAAAAACCAACCGUAUCAAAAGGUACAUAUCUUUCGUCGAUUCAUACCUUACCUGUUUAUAUGAAUUUCUUCUUUACAGUUACACCAACUGUAACAAAAGCUGUAGUAUCAUUACCAGCUCCUGUUUCAAAUAAUAAGAAAAAAGAUUCUUCAUCAGAUUCUGAUUCAUCCGAUGAUGAUACGCAAAAGAAAAAUGUACCAGUAAAAGCACCAACAGCUACUAAACCAGUACAACAACCAGUUAAAAAAGCUGUCUCAUCAGAUAGCAGUGAUUCAGAUGAUGAUGAUAAACCAACAAACAAGACUCCAGUUCCAUCAAAGGUGACACAAAAAGCUGUUAUUCCAUCACCAGCUACUGUUUCGAAUAAGAAGAAAAAAGAUUCAUCAUCCGAUUCGGAUUCGUCAGAUGAAGAUACUAAGAAAAAAGUACCAGUAAAAACAUCAACAACUACUAAACCAAUUCAACAACCAGUAAAAAAAGCAGUUUCAUCAGAUAGCAGUGAUUCAGAUGAUGAUGAUAAACCGGCAAACAAGAAACCAGUUACACCGGUAACUAAAAGCUCAGUUACAGCACCUAUAAAAAAGAAAGAUAGUUCAUCUGAUUCUGAUUCAUCAGAUGAUGAAGACAAAAAUAAAAAGACAACUACUGUAGCAGCUAAACCAUUAUCAACAUCUACUCCAGUUCAACAACCGAGUAAAAAAUCUGCUCGAUCAAGCAGCAGUAGUGAUUCAGAUGACGAUGCACCAGCUAAAAAAGCAGCUGCAACUAAAGUUGCUGUAACACCAGUAGCUAAAAAACCUAUCGUAUCAACACAAGCUAUGGCAUCAAAUACUAAAAAGAAAGACUCAUCAUCUGAUUCAGAUUCGUCAGACGAGAAUGAGAAAAAACCAUCGACAGCACUUGCCAAUAAACCUAAAAUGAUUCCUACUGCUUCAAAGAAAAAGGCAGCAUCGAGCAGUAGUAGUGAUUCGGAUGAUAAUAAAACAGAAGUAAAAACACCACUAAAAGGUACCGCUGCUGUUACAAUUACGAAAAAAGGUCUUGUACCACAACAAUCAGCAGCUUUGCCAAAUAAAAAAGCAAAGGAAUCCUCAUCUUCAGAUUCAUCAGAUGAAGCUAAUAAUAAAGAAUCUGCCAAAGUUGCUCCAGUACCAGUGAAAAAAACCAAUAAACCAAGUAGUUCAAGUAGUAGUGAUUCAGAUGUGAAACCAUCAAAAACAGCUUCUAAAGCCUCUACUACACCCGUUACUCCAGCAACAAAAAAACCCAUUGUUACUACUCCAGCAAAUGCUAUGAACAAGAAACAAGAUACAUCAUCUUCGUCUGAUUCAUCGGAUGAUGACACACAAAAGAAAGCACCAGUCAAAUCACCAAUAACUGCUAAACCAGCACAACAACCAGUUAAAAAAACUGUCUCAUCAGGCAGCAGUGAUUCAGAUGACGAUAAUAAACCAGCUGCCAAGAAGCCAGUGGUAUCAAAAGCUACACCAACUGUAACAAAAGUUGUAGUACCACCACCAGCUUCUGUUUCAAAUAACAAGAAAAAAGAUUCUUCAUCCGAUUCUGAUUCAUCAGAUGACCAUAAACAGAAAAAAGCACCAGUAAAAACACAAACUACUGCUAAACCAACUCAAUCACCAGUUAAAAAACCAGCUACAUCAAGUAGCAGUGACUCAGAUGAUGAUGAACCAAAGAAGACUCCAGCUCAAUCAAAAGGUAACUAUUCUUCCUUUCUAAGAGAUGUAUCUCAUGGUUUCAUUCUAGCAACACAAAAAGCUGCUAUACCACCACCAACUUCUCUUUCAAAUACUAAGAAAAAAGGUUCUUCAACAGAUUCUGAUUCAUCAGAUGAUGAUACACAAAAGAAAGCACCAGUCAAAGCCCCGACAUCUACUAAACCAGCACAACAACCAGUCAAAAAACCAGCUUCAUCAAAUAGCAGUGAUUCAGAUGAUGAUGAUAAUAAACCAGCUGUAUCAAAAGCUACACCAACUGUGACAAAGGCUGCAAUACCACCAACAGCUACUGUUUCGAAUAAUAAGAAAAAAGAUUCUUCAUCAGAUUCUGAUUCAUCUGAUGAUGAUACGCAAAAGAAAAAUGUACCAGGAAAAGCACCAACAGCUACUAAACCAGUACAACAACCAGUUAAAAAAGCUGUCUCAUCAGAUAGCAGUGAUUCAGAUGAUGAUGAUAAACCAACAAACAAGACUCCAAUUCCAUCAAAGGUGACACAAAAAGCUGCUAUUCCACCACCGGCUACUGCCUCGAAUAAGAAGAAAAAAGAUUCAUCAUCCGAUUCGGAUUCGUCAGAUGAAGAUACUAAGAAAAAAGUACCAGUAAAAACAUCAACAACUACUAAACCAGUUCAACAACCAGUAAAAAAACCUGCUUCAUCAGAUAGCAGUGAUUCAGAUGAUAAUGAUAAUAAACUAGCUGCUAAGAAACCAGUUGUAUCAAAGGCACCAGUCACACCGGUAACUAAAAGCUCAGUUACAGCAUCUAUAAAAAAGAAAGAUAGUUCAUCUGAUUCUGAUUCAUCAGAUGAUGAAGACAAAACGAAAAAGACAACUACUGUAGCAGCUAAACCAUUAUCAACAUCUACUCCAGUUCAACAACCAACUAAAAGAUCUGCUCCAUCAAGCAGCAGUAGUGAUUCAGAUGAUGAUACAUCAGCGAAAAAAACAGCUGCAUCUAAAGUUGCUGUAACACCAGUAGCUAAAAAGUCUGUCGUAUCAACACAAGCUAUGGCAUCAAAUACUAAAAAGAAAGACUCAUCAUCUGAUUCAGAUUCUUCAGAUGACGACAAGAGUAAAACAAAACCAACUAUUUCAGCUGCUAAACCUGUUCCUACACCAACAACAAAGAAGCCUGCUGCCUCUAGCAGUAGUAGUGAUUCAGACGAUGAUACAGUUACUAACAAAAAGCCAACACAACAAAGUUCAUCUGUGAAAACUCCUACUACACCUGCCAUUCAAUCGAUUGCUAAAAGUUCUGCUGUAUCAAAUACUAAUAAUAAGAAAAAACAAGAAACAUCUACUUCUGAUUCAUCUGAUGAAGAUGACAAGAAACAACCAGCUAAACCAAAUGUAGCUACAUCUGUUCAAUCGACCAAACGCAAAGCACCUUCGUCAAGUAGUUCAGAUUCAGAUGAUGAUGUUGCACCACCAGUGAAUAAAAAACAAACACCAUCGAUACCAAAUAAAACUAAUGUAACUCCAGUCGUCAACAAAGUUGCUGUUAUUCCAUCAACAAAAGUUUCUAAUAAUAAGAAACAAGAUUCAUCAUCUGAUUCCGAUUCAUCCGAUGAAGAUACUAAGCAGAAAACAUCAGUCGUAGCCGCUAAAUCUGUACCAACUACAAAAUCUAGUCAACAAUCAUUAAAAAAAACUGCUUCAUCAAGUGGUAGCGAUUCGGAUGAUGAUGAUGUACCAACAAACAAAAAACCUAGUGUUGUCAAUAAACCAACAGCUCAAUCAACUAAUCUCUCAAAUAAUAAUAAAAAGAUUGCUUCAUCAAGUAGUAGUAGCGAUUCUGAUGAUGAUAAACCAACAACAAACAAAAAAUCUCUUGUCAAUGGUUCAGCUGUAACCAAACCAUCUGUUACAUCAAUCAAUGGUAAUGGUCCUUUAAAACGUAAAGCAUCAUCAUCAUCAUCAUCAAAUAGUGAUUCCGAAGAGGACAAACCAUCUAAUAAUGUAUCUACCAAUGAUACAACAAAAACAAAUAAUCAAGAAAUGACUGUUUCAAAAAAUAAUGAUAAACAAAAGCGUAAAACAUCACCAUUUCGACGUGUUCGUGAAGAAGAUGCUGAUCUAAAAUAUCUAGAAAAAAUUGGUAAAAAUGCAUUUGAACAUAAGGCUGGUGCACGUGGCUCAUGGGGUGAAAAAGCAAAUACUGAUUUAAAAAAUACUCGUGGUAAAAGUUUUCGUCAUGAAAAAACUAAAAAGAAACGUGGUUCAUAUCAUGGUGGUAAAAUUGAUUCAGUUAAUUCGUAUUCAAUAAAAUUCGAUGAUUCAGAUGACUAA